This is a messenger RNA of Petromyzon marinus (sea lamprey), 3516 nucleotides long. The record is from RefSeq and is a predicted model, not a curated record. NCBI's taxonomy places the organism in Eukaryota, Metazoa, Chordata, Hyperoartia, Petromyzontiformes, Petromyzontidae.
GGGCCCAGCAGCACGACACCGGCGACCCCUCGUGGCCCGGGCCCGGCACUGCCACGGCCGCGGCCGCCGUCGCUGAGCCCGCGAAAAGUCGAGAGAGGCAAAGCAGCGAGCGGCAGACGACGACAACAGCAGCAGCAAGCAAGCAGCAGCAGCAACGAAGGACCACAACAACAACCACCACCACCAUCCCCCUCCUCCUCCUCCUCAGCAGCGAUGGCUUUCGGCCCACAGGCUCCCGCUUACUACACGAGUCUGCUGGCUCAACUGAAGGCAGAACAGGUCAACAAGCCCCUUCUUUACCGCUGUGCAGACCUCACCAGGACCAUUGACGAUUACACCAGCAAGGAUCUUCAAGGAAUAUUCGAGUGGCUGGUGGCCUCCAUUUUUGGAGCUGAUGGCGAGCCAGGAUGGAACCUCCUCUACAUACAAAAUAAAAAGAGUCCUACAGAUUAUGCAGCUGUCCAUGACUUCCUUUCCCCCUGUGGUGCCAUGAUGAGGCUCGUGUACAAACUACAGGUGGAUGAUGCCAAGUUUUCCUACCAAGUAUCCAAGCUGCCGGCUCCAGCGCGAGGGGCCCUUCAGGAGGGCCUCCUUCCCACAGAGUCACCCCUCUAUGUCAACAAACUAGUGGGCGGUGGGCUCGUGCUGUCUCUCUCCCUGAAUGCCUUUGAGUAUUAUUUAUUCAGCUUCGCCAACUACCUCGUUCUACCAAAGACGUCCCUGAGCCCCCAGUACGCGGCCGGUCCCAACAACCUGUACACGGCCUUGGUGGAAGACUACCUGAAGUACUUCCUGCCGACUAUGGGAAACGCACCUGCGUCUCCAACACACGCUCUAACCAAGGCCCCCUCCCCGCCUAACCACAGGCCAGUGAGCUGCCUGCAGUCUCCAUACUCCAGCCCUCUGUCCGCCCUCCUGAAGAGACCCAUCCAGCACCAGUCCCCUGUGACACCAGACCCGGCCGCACACCAGAUCUGGCACUCUGAGACGCUCUUGCAGGUGUUUGUGGAGCUUUGGUUGCACCAUUACUCCCCAGAGGUAUUCCAGAAAAUGCAGUCCCCACAGGCUCGGGAACAGUUCGUGCCGACGGAGGAGCACGUGCGGGUGGUACGCCUGCUCAUCAAGCACCUGCAUUACUUCAGCAGCAGUGCGCGCGACCCACCGCCCGCCUCCCCUUCGUCCCCAUACCACUCGCAACCCACAAGCCCGCUCGACAACUUCAAACGGGUGGUGAUUCCAAGGUUUGUACAGAAGAAGCUCUACGUGUUCCUGCAGCAUUGUUUCAGCCACUGGCCACUCGAUUACUCCUUCCGAGUGGUGCUGGAAACGUGGCUGAGCUACAUCCAGCCGUGGCGCUACACGGAGUGGCCAAACGGUGGCGGAGAGUCGGACGACCCCACCGUCCCCGACAAGUGGGCGGUGUUCGUGCAGGAGAACCUGCUCUUCUACACGCGACUCUUCCAGGUGUUUGUGGGCCGCACCUUGCGCUCCGACCUCAGCUCGGCGCGGCACACACUCAUGGCGUACCGGGCCGCCAAGGUAUACGCGCAGUGCAACCUGUGCGCGCUCAUCAUGAAAGGCGAGCAGCUGCUGCAAGAGCCUGAGCACAUCUCUCCCCAGCGCCAGCAGCACACCGCCCUCCUCCCUGCGGUGGGGGGGCGGGCGCGCACCCCCCCCCGCCAGGCGCUACCCGGGGACGGCGCGGCUCGCGUGCGGUUGCACGUGUGCGCGCUCGAGGGCCAGGAGCGCACCUACACGCCCCUGUUCGGCUCGGAAGGCCGCACCGCCGUCCUGCAGCUGGUGCAGGCACUGCAGCAGGCCCAGAGGCAGGCGGCCGCGGCGAUGACGGCACCCAAUCGGGCAGGCGAGGCCGUUUCAAGUGGUAGCGGUGGCAGCAACGGUCCGGGCGGCGGGCGCUCUUUCCUCUCCAUGCUGGGCCUCACGUGGGACUCGGGGUACGGGUCGGCGAGCGCCAACGGGGACGACUACGAGGCGGUGGACACGCGCAAGCUGGGAGAACACCUGCAGAAGUCCAUCGAGUUCUUUUCGCAGACAUUCAGGAUAAACGCGGCGCUUGUGGUUCCUCGACACUCGUGGAUGGGCCCUGGUGCACCAGACUUUGGCACCGGCGAGCUUCCAGACUGUGCGCCGGGGAAGGAUGGUCAGAUGCUCACACCUCUCGGCCGUUACCAGCUGAUGAAUGGGCUGCGUCGCUUCAACAUCCAAUAUUCGGGAGACCCCGAACUGCAGCCUAUCAGAAGCUACGAAAACCCCACGCUCGUUCGGUUGCUGUAUCGUCUGACAUCCGCUCUCAACCUCCGGUACAACAGUCAGAUGCAGGCGCUGUGCAGGCGGCCGGGCUUCCUGGGCCGCCUCUCGCGAUACUACCUCUGUCCGCCCAGGGUCGCGUCCAUGCCAAGGUUCCCAUCAACAGAGAGCAACUCUUCUUCCUCCUCCUCCUCCUCCUCAUUCCGGGAGCCAGUGAUAAUGGCGGCAGCGGCAGCGCAUACACCCCGCCUGAGCUUGCGCUUCCUUGCAAGCUACAGGAACAUGCUGGGCCUGCUGCUGUUGUACGCGCUGGCCCGCGUGCUGUCGCUCGACCCCCUGGCGUUCAUGCUGCUGCUGCUCUUGGCGGCGUUGGGGUACGGUGUCAUCAAGACGCUGCUCAGGGAGCGGUCGCACAUUGACUGAGCAACCGACAUUACACCUUGCACUGCCGCCCCCCCCCCCCAUCCCCUUGUCAGUUCACGGCCGUUGAAAUUGGACGAAGUUGUUUAGUAGGGGGCAUGUAACGAUGCAUUGAGUCACGGAUUCUUAAUUGCGCAAUGUUUGCGCUAAAAAUUGCAGCUAAUGAUUACAUUUGUGCAGAUUAUAUGCUGGUGUUUAUUUACAGCCCUUUGUCAAUCCACUGCCAGAUGAACGCCUUUCCAUGCCGUGUUGGUCAUUGGGAUUAUUUGACUACUUCACCAUGCGAGUCUGUAUGGAUUGUUGGCACAGUGGUCAGCUCUCGGUUUGAUUCCUGAACGUGUCUAACGUCAUUGGCAUAUGCUAUCUAAAUGAGUCAUGGCCCCCACUUGACCAAUCUACUGAUAAGCGUGGCAAAGAGAAGUAAAUGUCUGAAGUCAUGCAGUGGAUUGACAUGACGAAUUUUUUUUUGCAAGUGUUGGACUAAUGGAGCAAAUAAAACGAAAUGGCAAAAAAUUGAGAAUACCGAUGAGGUGGAUAAACAGACUUCAUUCUUGAAUUGUAUCAUGAUUCAUGGACUGGUUUGUGGAUCAUUACAUGCCUGCUAUUUAGGCUUAUGUCCACAAAGAGAUGAGGAUUUUUUUAUUCUUGACAAUGCAUUAUUUUCUUGUCAUGAGGUUAUAAGCGGAGUUACUUUUUGUUUUGUAAUUGAAAUGAAACAUGGGUCAUUCAUAUCUAUUUUAAUAAGAUGAAUAUCGAUUUGUUAAGUAUGUUUUAUAAACAGCUUUCUUCAUGUGUUUUUAGAAUAUAAAAAUAAAAAAAUUCAACCAA